Molecule: messenger RNA, 1083 nt
Organism: Phanerochaete carnosa HHB-10118-sp
Lineage: Eukaryota; Fungi; Basidiomycota; Agaricomycetes; Polyporales; Phanerochaetaceae
Product: glycoside hydrolase family 16 protein
Exons: 3
Coding region: 61-924 (287 amino acids)
Biological process (GO): carbohydrate metabolic process; fungal-type cell wall organization
Cellular component (GO): fungal-type cell wall
Molecular function (GO): hydrolase activity, hydrolyzing O-glycosyl compounds; glycosyltransferase activity
Source: RefSeq, a predicted model, not a curated record
CCUGCUGGCCUCGACAAGUCCCACCUCGUCUGACUUCGCCUCUUACCUCACACCUCUAUAAUGCAUCUCUUAUACGUUGCACACGCUCUGCUACUUCUUCUCAUCCUCGGAACAGCGAACAGCGUCGACGCCGUUGUGGUCAAUACUCGCAGGCCGAGCUCAAGCUGUCGAACAUUCCAGAGUUCCUUCGCCUCGAGCGACAUCUCCCAGUACGGCGACGCACCGUUUCGCAUCGUGAGCCCUGAAAGCUCUGUUUCAACCAGCAGCGAAGGCCUGCAGCUCUACCUAGAAAAGCCGAAGGGAACGGUGCACACUAAUGAUGGCACGAACAACAUCGUUGCCGAGGGUGCGACCGUGAACUCUACAUUCACAAUGUUGUACGGAAAAGUUACAUUCGAAGUUUCAGCUCCAGCUGUCCCAGGUGUCGUAACAGCGGCCAUUAUGAUCUCCGACAACGCCGACCACGACGAGAUCGACGUUGAGCUUCUGGGCGGCGACCCAUCGCACUGGCAGAGCAACAUCUUCAUGACUAGUCCACAUGACCAAGAACCUCUUUGGGGGGUCUUCGGAGAGAUUGAGGAUUACGUUGAACAAGGCAGAGUUGACGAGACGCGUCGCUACACGGUCGAUUGGGAUGCGGAUCGAAUUGUCUGGAGUGUCGACGGGGUCGACAUGCGUACACUUCAUAGAUGUAGGUGCUUGGUUACAUCACGAAUGGGAUGCUCACACAAUUUUAUAGCGGAUACGAUAAUUAAUGGAACCCAGCACUACCCUUCGCAUGCUGCUCGCGUACAACUAGGCAUCUGGGACGCCAGUAACCCCGCCGGAACUUCGGAGUGGGCCCAGGGACCUAUCAAUUGGAAUUCGGCUCCUCAUAAAAUGUCGGCGACGUUCAAAAGCCUCACAAUCGAAUGUCCAUACUAGUACCUUCUUUCCUUGGUCAGCUUAUGCUGGCCUUAAAGCCACGCGACGCCUGUAACCACGCUUUGUAGCAACUCUAAGCCUCAUCACAUUUACUAUGACUUAUCUUUCAUCCUGUCUACACACGCGAGUCUGAUUUUGAUCAUGAGUGCUGUGAUCUAG